Argiope bruennichi is the source of this 2532-nucleotide messenger RNA. Its product is annotated as protein VAC14 homolog. Gene Ontology annotation, cellular component: PAS complex; endosome membrane. Lineage: Eukaryota; Metazoa; Arthropoda; Arachnida; Araneae; Araneidae. Gene Ontology annotation, biological process: phosphatidylinositol biosynthetic process; positive regulation of kinase activity. The transcript is spliced from 16 exons. The coding region runs from base 113 to 2263 and encodes 716 amino acids. The record is from RefSeq and is a predicted model, not a curated record.
GAUACUCCCAUGGUGAUUUAUUUAUUUUAUUUCGGAAAUGUGUAUUCUUGGUUUCGGUAUUGGACAAACCUAAAUUUUUAAAUAUAUAACUAUAUUAAUAUUAAAAAAAAUUAUGUCAGAAAAGGAUUACGCGCCUUUGAGCACUUAUUGUGUUCGAGCAUUAAAUGACAAACUAUAUGAAAAGCGUAAAACCGCUGCAUUAGAAAUUGAAAAAAUGGUGAAGGAUUUUCAAAGGGUUGGCGAAACGGGUGAAAUAAGAAAACUACUCAAAGUAUUAGGACAAGAUUUUACUUUAUCUCAAAAUGUCAAUAGCCGUAAAGGUGGACUUAUUGGUUUGGCAGCUAUGUCUGUAGCUCUAGGAAAGGAUACAUCUCUCUUUGUAGAUGAUCUUGUGCAGCCUGUUCUUUCAUGUUUCAAUGACCAAGACACUAGAGUUCGCUAUUAUGCAUGUGAAACUCUGUACAAUAUUAUUAAAGUGGCAAGAGGAUCUGUGUUGCCAUUUUUUCCAGAAAUAUUUGAUGCUCUUAGUAGGUUAUCAGCUGAUCCUGAUCAGAAUGUGAAAAAUGGUUCUGAAUUAGUUGAUCGACUCUUGAAAGAUAUUGUUGCCGAAAGUUCCUCUUUUGACCUUCCAGCAUUUAUUCCAUUAUUGAGAGAAAGAAUAUGUUCCAAGAAUCCUUUUACAAGACAAUUUAUUAUCUCAUGGGUAUCUUCAUUGGAUUCUGUUGCUGAUAUCAAUAUGAUUGUUUUCUUACCUGAAAUUCUUGAUGGUCUUUUCGUUAUUUUAGGUGAUCCACUUGCUGAAAUCAGGAAAAUGUGCGAAUCUGUUCUUGGAGAAUUUUUACGAAGCAUCAUUGAAAAUCCAAAACGAGUUAACUUUAAUGAUAUGGUAAACAUCUUGACUAUACAUGCAAAUUCUACAGAAGAAUUGGUGCAAUUCACUGCCCUUACCUGGUUAAAGGAAUUCGUGGAACUUGCUGGGUGUUCACUUUUGCCAUAUGCAUCAGGAAUACUCACAGCUGUGCUCCCAAAUUUAGCUCAGGAUACAGAAAGUCGAAGAAAAGAUAUUAUUGAGACAGCCAAGACAGUAAACAAUGCCCUCAUGAAACUAGUUGUGCAGCAAAAACAGCAGCUGACUUGCGAAAGUGCUGAAGACUCUUCAGAAAAAGUAGAAGCUCCCCUGAUGGAUCAGCUUGACAAUCAGCUGGAUUUAAAAUCUCUAGUCAUGGUGUUGACUCGGCAGAUCAAGUUCAAUUCCAUUCAAACACGUAUAGCUGUACUUAAAUGGAUACAUCAUUUGCUCCUCCAAAUUCCCGAUAAAUUCUUUAUGUAUGUGGAAGAUAUAUUUCCAGUGCUUCUACAAGCUCUUUCUGAUUCAUCUGAUGAGGUAGUUGUACUUUUAGACUUAGAAGUUUUAGCUGAAAUAUCCAAGUCACCUGCUGGAUUGAAACACCGUUCUAGUCUUGAGAGUGUGCCAGCUGCCAAUUUUAUUAAGGACAUAAAAUUGAAACCGCCUUCUGAUAUGAAUAGUUAUUUUACCAGUUUUAUGGUAUCGCUUCUGUAUAUGUUCAACUCAAACAGUCAGCUGUUUGAAAUUAAAUGUCCUUUCAUUAUUAGGCAGCUGUGCAUUUUGUUAAAUGCUGAAGAUAUUUAUCGCACUUUGUCCGAGAUUCUAGUCAUUUAUAAUGAUGCCCGGUUCUCCUGUCAGAUGGUUCAUACUUUGAAUAAUAUAUUGCUUACAUCAACAGAGCUUUUUGAUCUUAGAAAUCAGUUGAAGGAUUUAAAAACUGAGAAUAGCUGGUCAUUAUUUGCCUGUCUCUACAGAUCCUGGUGUCAUAGUCCGGUGGCUACUGUCUCCCUGUGUUUAUUGGCUCAAACGUACAAACAUGCCUGUGAUUUAUUACAAACUUUUGGUGACAUUGAAGUCACUGUUGACUUUUUGACAGAAAUUGACAAAUUAGUGCAGCUUAUAGAAUCUCCUAUUUUUACAUAUUUGAGGCUGCAGCUUUUGGAUCCCCAACAAAACCCAUAUUUGGUGAAGAGCUUAUAUGGUUUGUUGAUGCUUCUUCCUCAAAGUGAUGCAUUCCAUACAUUAAGGCAUAGAUUGGCUUGUGUGCCAAAUGUUCAACUCAUGCCACCUCAGAAAACAAAGCCCAAGGAUGAGCGGAAACCUCCAUCAUUCAUCAAUUAUGAUGAACUUUUAAAACACUUUAAAGAGGUUCAAGAUCGAAGACAGAAAGAAAAAAAGAACCUACUGUGGAAAUGACGAUUGUAAAUAAUGUAUAUUUUAAUUGUAAUCAAAGCCAAUAUUUAUCUAAUGUAAAAAGUUUUAUCAUCUUUGUACUGAAUUCAUAAGCAAUUUCUUUUAGUGCUUUUGAAUAUUUUAAAUUAUAAUCCAUUUAUUAUAAUUCUCAAUCAUUUGUUCAGUUUGUCUGUAUUUUAUAGUAUAAUUAAUAUUAAUCAAAUUUAUCAUUUUAUUGUUAUUCUUUCAUAUAUUCUAUUUUUAUAUGUUUUUGUGAUUUAUUAUUUUGAAAC